GGUUAAAGGCUUGGGAGUGUUCCUGGAGCCACGGUUUGUUUAUCAGCCAGUUUCUCUCUGGCUCAACAGGUUGCUGCAGCCAUUUCAUUCUCAGGGAAAGGAAUCUAGGUGCGGCCCUCUCCUCCCUAGGAGCUUUUCUGCUGACUAAAAAGACCUGAGCUUACUCACUCCUCACACGCAAGCCCUGCUGAAGGAAACUUUCUCGAAGAAUAUUCCGUCCAGUCCCUCAGUCUUGUCCGAUUCUGCUGUUGUUGCUGAAGGUUGUCUGUGCAAGAUGGUGAGGUGCGGCCUGGCCUGUUGGCGCUGUAGAUGGCUACUGCCUCUGCUCUUGGGUUUAGCGAUCAUCCUUGGCAUAAUUGCUUUGGCUGGCCGAGGCUGGCUGGAAUCAGCGACGUUCCCCUAUGUCCGCCAAGCCUCUCUGUGGUCUGACUGCAUCAAACAAAGCGCAGAUGAUUACCACUGGAUUUGCAGUUCUCUCAUGGAUUAUAGUUGGGGUAGAGCUGCAGCUGCUACAUAUCUUGUUGGCUUUGUCAUCUUGGUCAUCUGUUUCAUCCUAGCAGUCAUCGCAUUUUCUAUUGAAAUACUGAGGUUUAACUUUGUUCGAGGAAUAGGAGGCCUUCUCUUCAUUGUUGCGGCUUUCCAAAUUAUAGGUUUGGUGAUCUAUCCCGUCAUGUACACGGAAGAGAUUCCGCUGACAGGAGCAAACAUGUUCAGUUGGGCCUAUGGCUUUGGUUGGGCAUCCACUAUUAUUGUGAUUGGCUGUGCAUUCUUCUUCUGCUGUCUUCCCAACUGGGAAGAUGAAGUCCUGGGCAACAUAAAGCCCCUCUACUAUGGUGCAGAGGGAAUUUGAUGUGAAGCUGAAAAGAUUAUUUGAAUAAAUAAUACAAACAAUGUUGUUUUUGCUUUACAUGAAAAAUCAGAACUUGCUGUGAUGCCAUUAUUAUUGUCUGAGAUAAUUACUGAGGUACUAGUUUGUUUUUUUUCUAAUAAAUAUACCAAUUUUGCA
Messenger RNA from Heteronotia binoei (common prickly gecko), 1006 nucleotides. Its product is annotated as p53 apoptosis effector related to PMP-22-like. NCBI's taxonomy places the organism in Eukaryota, Metazoa, Chordata, Lepidosauria, Squamata, Gekkonidae. Gene Ontology annotation, biological process: cell-cell adhesion. The record is from RefSeq and is a predicted model, not a curated record. The coding region runs from base 275 to 850 and encodes 191 amino acids. The transcript is spliced from 3 exons. Gene Ontology annotation, cellular component: cell-cell junction; membrane.